AUGGACCUAGGACGUGGGAUGCCUUCCGAAUGUGCCAAAGCUGAAGAAGACCUGGCAUUGCCUAUGGAUGAAGGUAUUGUGCAGUGCGUCUACUUCACAAAUGAGCCCCAGCACGAGCCCUUGGACACCAGUCAUGCUCUUGAAAAGCAAGCACCGUGCAAUGGCGAUCGGUGUAUUCAUCAGGCUAGUGUUGCAGAAUUGCUGCGCAAGCUAGAUCUGGCUCAGAAGAGGAUCAGAAAGCUGGAAAAGGAGUUGGAGGCUGUUCUUGGCAGCAAACUGGGGAAUCUUGCGCCUGAUCAAGUACUCUGUGUAAAGAAUCGUAACGCGCAUGGAAACAGGUGGAGUAACAAGACCGUACAAAAGGCUCUUCAGAUACGGUUGGCAUGUGGAACCAGAGGAUAUGAGCUCCUCAAGGACGAGGUAAUACCUUUGCCGUCUGAAAGAACACUCCAGAGACGCAUCGAAGAGGUCAAAUUCGAGCCAGCGCUCAAGUCCAAGCUGGAGACCAUGCGGCCACAAGAAAAGCACUGUGCACUUCUGCUGGAUGAGAUGCAGGUCACUGCUGGGUUGGACUUGGAUCCAACAGUGAAGAAGCCAAUCGGUCUGGUGACCAUACCACCUGCAAAACCUGGAUGCUCAAGGGACUCCAUUGACGGUGCAUUCCUGAAGGACCUCGUCUUCUCGGUCAUCAAGAAAUGUGAAGAUGCAGGCUGUUAUGUGGACGCUGUGAUUUCGGAUAUGGGGCCGAGCAACAAGGCACUGUGGAAGAAAUGUGGCAUUUCCGCCAAACGGUCAGCAACGCCUGUAGUCUCCUGCAACCACCCCUGCGCAGCCGACACCAACCGACAGCUGUACUUCCUGGCUGAUGCACCCCAUGUGCUAAAGAACAUCAGGGGUCACCUGGUCAGGGGACAAUCGAUCUUCUUGCCAGAUGACAUCGUGGCCAAGUACGGCCUUCCAACCAAUGAAGUAUCGGUGGUGCACAUCAAGGCCCUUGCUGAAAUCGAUGCAGCACGAGACUUAAAGGAGCAAUGUGUUCCGGUGGUUUUCCCUAAUGACGUCACGAGGAAUCAGUAUGGCUAA
Ixodes scapularis (black-legged tick) is the source of this 1083-nucleotide messenger RNA. Its product is annotated as transposable element P transposase. The record is from RefSeq and is a predicted model, not a curated record. The transcript is spliced from 8 exons. The coding region runs from base 1 to 1083 and encodes 360 amino acids. Lineage: Eukaryota; Metazoa; Arthropoda; Arachnida; Ixodida; Ixodidae.